Messenger RNA from Synchiropus splendidus (mandarinfish), 1280 nucleotides. RefSeq lists its product as uncharacterized. The coding region runs from base 461 to 1069 and encodes 202 amino acids. The record is from RefSeq and is a predicted model, not a curated record. NCBI's taxonomy places the organism in Eukaryota, Metazoa, Chordata, Actinopteri, Syngnathiformes, Callionymidae. The transcript is spliced from 2 exons.
GUCGGCGCUCCGUCUGCGGCUGCCGCGUCUCCUCACAGGAUCAUCGGUGAAACCAGUCCAGCUGCAUGACUCUGAGCUCAGGUCAAGGUCUGACGUCAGUCAAUGAGUAACAGAGCUGAGUUUCACUUUGCUCGACUCUUCAUGUGUCACGACGCCGCUCCUCAACUUAUGGUCCACUGAACCUUCGGCUCCGCCCACUUCCCCACUUCUGCCCCACCUCACCAGGCUGCGGGUCCGGACAGAGUUUCCCCUGCCAUCCUGAAGCAUUGUGCUGCUGAGCUGGCUCCAGUGUUCACGGACAUCUUCAGCCCUUCAUCUCGUUCUGGAGCAUCUGGACUGCCCAGGAACCUAUGCCAGGAUCCUGUUUGUGGACUUCAGCUCUGCCUUUAAUACAAUUCUUCCAGCUCUGCUUGAAGACAAGCUUGGCCAGCUGGACGUGCCUGACUCCCUCUGCAGAUGGAUGACAGACUUGCUGACCAGCCGGAGUCAGCGUGUGCAGCUGACUGUCUCUGACACUCGGACCCUCAACAUGGGGUCUCCUCAGGGCUGUGUUCUCUCUCCAUGGCUCUUCUCUCUCUACACUAACUGCUGCACCUCCAGCCACGAGUCCGUGAAGCUGAUCAAGUUUGGGGAUGACGCCACCAUCAUGGGGCUCAUCUCAGAUGGAGAAGAGUCGGCUUACAGGAGGGAGGUGGAGCGGCUGGUGUCCUGGUGCAGCCACAACAACCUGGAGCUCAACGCUCAGAAGACAGUGGAGAUGGUCACAGACUUCAGGAGAGUCACAGCUCCUCCGUCCCCUCUCAUGUUGGCUGGUUUAUCCAUUCCUAUUGUGGACUCCUUCUGCUUCCUGGGAACCACCAUCACUGAGGACCAACCAUCAGGUCCCUCAUCAGGAAGGGCCAGCAGAGAAUGUUCUUCCUGGGGCAGCUACGAAAACUACGACGGAGUUGCUGGUGGAGUUCUACACGGCCAUCAUCCAGUCCAUCCUCACCUCCUCUAUCACCGUCUGGUACAACAGCGCCCCCUCCAGGGACAAGAGCAGACUGCAGCGCAGCGUAUGUUCUGCUGAGAAGGUGAUGGGUUGCAGCCUGCAGCGCCUCUUCAGGACCUGUAUGUCUCCAGGACCCAGAGACGUGACCCUUCUCACCCUGGACAUGGACUGUUUGUUCCUCUUCCCUCUGGCAGGAGGCUACGGUCCAUCCAGACCAGAGCCUCCCGUCACAGCAACAGCUUCUUCCCCUCGGCCCUCAGACUGUCGGAGUCCUGAACAGCCUUGUUGU